AUGCGGCCCGACGCGGCCCGACGCAGCCCGACGCAGCCCGACCACCUCGUCGGCCAGACCUCCAUCACCGCAGCCAUCACCAGCGUCGCCGAGCGGGCGCUCUUUGCGCGCGACUCCAAGCGGCACCGGCAGAAGAGGGCGCACUGCUUGAAUCUAUUGCGCUCUGCUGAUUUUCUGGCUCUGCAGGAGACGCACAGCACGCUUGGGGCCGCGGCUGUGGCGAAGUUCCCGAACAGCAUCGCUACUUGGUGGUCCCAUGGGUCCCAAUCGAUCGGCGGAGUAGGGCUACUGGUCAAGACCGCGUUCUUGGACAAGUUCGGAGGUGCCUCUCGUGCUACCUGGGUGGAGACUACGCCAGGACGGGCGGCUAUCCUGAGAUUGGACGGUUCGACUGGCUCGCUGGACAUUGCCGUCUUGUACCUCCCUACUGGGCAUGCGUCCGAUGAGCGGGCGGCAAUCAGAGCCUCGGUGAUACGUGAUCUUCGGCCGCGCGACCGGGCUACUACUAUGCUGAUUGGGGAUUGGAAUUUUGUACGCGAGGCAAAUGACAGGCUUAACUUGUCCGAUGCUGAAUGGUCCCCCGGCUCCGACGUGGAGGAACACCGGGAUUGGGCCACUGCGCUCUUUGAGCCGCUCGGCUUCCACGAGGUUUUUCAACCGGAGUGCACCCAUCGGACUUCUUCGAGCACCUCGCGGUUGGACCGGGCAUACGUGAACACGCACAUCGCGGACCAGCUGUACCGGACCUGGACGUGCACGGCGCUUGACUGGUGCAGCAGACUUUCACACCACCGGCCGAUCGAGACCGCCAGGCGCACUCCGGGACAGGAGACCCCCAGAAGGCGGCCAAUCCCCACAGCUCCAUCGCGCUCGACGGGGUGGGCGGCCCGGGUGACGCUGCGCUGGCAAGACCUGCGUCGACGGGACAGCUUGCGCGACACAGCACACCGCCGGCUGCUGUUGCUCAAACGAGCAAUCGGCCAGAUAUGCAUGGAGGAGUCGGCUCGUGGAACUACCUCCUCCGAGGCGACCUCAGCGGAAGACCGCCUGAGCGUCGCUAUACGCUGCUUGCGGGCGGCCGAGGAGGGGAGACCACUGGCUGUGGAGCGGGCAGUGCGGGAUUUCCCGGACAUCGCACGCAGGCUAUCCAUCCCAGAGUUGCUCCGGGGAGCUCCAGCGGCCAUCGAGAGCCUCAAAGACAUCAUCCUCCAGCUCGCGAGGGACGAGAUCCGCCAAGAUGUCGCCAGGCUGCACAGCGAACUGCCUGGCAUGUCGGACGCUUCCGCGGCAGCUCACAGAGAAUCAAUCGCCAUGAAGAUUCGUCGCCUCAAACCGGGGGGCACCGCCCAGCUCCGUGCAAUCCGGAAGCCCGACGGCUCGGUGACCACGGACCCGGAGCAGAUCGCCGACGCCCUGGCCCAGCACUGGAGACUCGCAUUCGGCAGGCAAGAUAUCGACCAGGACGCCUUGUCAGAGUGGUUACGCGAGGCGGCGCCCACCUGGGAACGCAGCCCGCUGCCUCGGGGCAGCGAGUUCUGGCACACCACCAGGGCAGACAUUGCGUGGGCUGUCCGCACGGCGUCUAACUCUGCGCCUGGCCCGGAUGGAAUCCCGGCUUGUCUGUGGAAGCGUCUCGGGAGUUUGGCAGUGGACGCGCUGGAGGACGUGGCGACCUGCCUCCGGUCCGAUUCCGCAGUGCACGAUAUCAGAGAGGCGUACCAAGAUGAUCCGGACGGGACAUGCUCCUUCAACCUCGGCGUGGUCUGUUGCAUCCCGAAAAAAGCAGGGGACAUGGACCCAGUGUUAGGCGCAGUCCACCAAGCCGGAAACACGAGACCACUAUGCCUGGUGGACGUGUCGAAUCGGUUGCUCGCCUCGGCGUACAAACGGAGGUGGGAGCAGGGGCUCGGGCCGUGGGUCUCCGAACCCCAGCGCGGCUUCCUGCCUGGCCGCUCAAUGAUGCUGAACGUCAUCGAGCUUGAGGCGGGCGCUCUUCGGACCGCGGCCAAAUGUGCCCAGGGCAUGGUAGUGCUCGUGGAUUUCCGCGCCGCGUUCCCCAGCGUGGCGCACGACUUCCUGCGCGGGUGCUUGCGCGGCUACGGCGUGCCGGAGGAGGCCCUGGCUGCACUUCGAGCUUUCUACGCGGACGGGGCUUGCUCCAUCUCGGUCGCUGGCGGAUUAUGGAGCGGCUUUGCCGUUGGAUCGGGCAUCCGCCAAGGCUGUCCACUGUCGCCUCUGGUGUUUGCCGCCUGCAUGGAUCUACUCCUACGCGUGCUCCAGCUCCGGCUCGGCGGCGGGUGCUUCAUCCGCGCGUUCGCCGACGACGUGGGCAUCAUCUUGGACGACGUGCCCAAGCAACUGCCGAUCCUUGCUGCCGCGCUCGAAGAGUUCGGCCGCCUCUCGGGCAUGCAAGUCAAUCUGGAGAAGACAAUCGGCAUCCCACUGUGGGGUGACAGUUUGGAGGAAGCGCGUGCAGUGGUCAGCGAGGCUGCGCCGUCUUGGUCCCAGCUCCCCCUGUCCCGCGAGGCCACCUACCUCGGGUGCGCCAUCGGCCCAGGCAAGGUUGGCAAGGAGUGGGAUCGUGCAGCCGCGCGUUUCCAGGAUCGCGUGUCCGGGUGGCCGUGGCCGGAGUUGGGCCUGCACUUCGCCACAUUUGUCUACAAUGUGUACGCGCUCCCAGUGUUGAGCUUCACUGCCCAGAUUGCGGACGUGGACGUCGCUGUCGGCGAGCUGGAGAAGUGGGCCUUGCGACGAGCUGCUCCUGGCCCUGGAAACUGGGCAAUGCCGGAAGAUCUGUGGCAACUUGACCGGAACUUCGGCAUGCCGCAGGCUUUCGGGCAGCUGGCCACGCUGGCGCAGGCGGCGCAACUCCGCCUGGCUGCGUACGAGGAUCGGAGGCUCAACAGAACCAGCCUGGAGCGGAUGACGCUUGAGCUUCGAGCGGAGUGGAAUCAGUCGCAGUACAUGUUGCGCGUUGCGCGUUGGGCAGGCUGGCUGCACGCCUCCGCCCCCAGCGUCCUCGCGCGCAACGCGUGGCAACUCCACCGAAAGGGCAUCACGGCCGAACGAGUUGUCGCUGCGCUGACUGGACAGAGCCCUGAGGCGCUGCCGGCUGAGGCGUGGGAGCAGGCCCGGCAUUCGUUCCAGCGGGAGGUGCGCCGGCGGGUACACUCACUGCACCUGGACCGCAUCCAUAUGCGCGUCAGAGAUAAGCUGGAACGCUGGAAGUUCCCACGGGCGCCUGGGUUGCCAACGCCGCGGGUGCUUGCAGACAGAGUCCUUCAACAUGUCUGGGCGCUCGGGCGCCUGGUGCCGCCUCGA
Prorocentrum cordatum is the source of this 3321-nucleotide messenger RNA. Lineage: Eukaryota; Dinophyceae; Prorocentrales; Prorocentraceae. The record is from the annotation of a GenBank genome assembly.